GCGGCAGCGUGGGUGGUUCGGGCGGGCCUGUGGUGCCCACGCCGCUGGUCGCGCUGCCUUCCCUCUCCUUCACCGCCGCCCAAGUGGCCGCCGUCUGCGAGACUCUGGAGGAGAGCGGCGACAUGGAGCGCCUGGGGCGGUUCCUGUGGUCGCUGCCGGUGGCGCACCCGCACCUGCACGACCUCAACAAGCACGAGGCCGUGCUGCGCGCGCGCGCGCUCGUCGCCUUCCACGUGGGCAACUUUAGAGAGCUGUACGCCAUCCUGGAGUCGCAGCGGUUCUCGAAGCCGUCGCACGCCCGCCUGCAGGCGCUGUGGCUGGAGGCGCACUACCAGGAGGCCGAGCGCCUGCGGGGCCGCCCUCUGGGCCCCGUCGACAAGUACCGCGUCCGCAAGAAGUUCCCCUUCCCGAGGACCAUCUGGGACGGCGAGCAGAAGACGCACUGCUUCAAGGAGCGCACGAGAUCCCUCCUGCGGGAGUGGUAUCUGCAGGACCCUUACCCGAACCCGAGCAAAAAGCGGGAGCUGGCCUCCGCCACCGGCCUCACGCCCACGCAAGUCGGAAACUGGUUCAAGAACCGUCGGCAGCGCGACAGAGCCGCCGCCGCUAAAAAUAGGAUGAUGCAAGGUCAGCAGGGCGCGGGCGGGGCGUCCAGGGCCUCAGAGUCACGUGACGCCCACCACGAUGACGAUGACGAUGACCUCAUUAACCCGGGGUCACCCACGCCCCUCGAUGACUCCGAUGACGAGGACCUGUCGCUUGGUACUCACUCCCCCCCACCUGUGUCCGAGAGCCCCCUCCCCACCACGACCCCGAGCGAGGGAGGGGUCGUGUCCCGUCGGCCUCCCCCCCACAGAGCUCCCCCCUUCCCCUCAUCAAGACGGACGUGUCGCCGAUCUCCGACAUGCUGCACACGACCACGACGACCACCACGUCCCCCUCCGACGUGUCCAAGUCGUACCUGGUGCCCCCGAUGUCGUCCCUGCCCCUCAUGA
Molecule: messenger RNA, 995 nt
Organism: Penaeus monodon (black tiger shrimp)
Lineage: Eukaryota; Metazoa; Arthropoda; Malacostraca; Decapoda; Penaeidae
Product: homeobox protein SIX3-like
Biological process (GO): regulation of transcription by RNA polymerase II
Cellular component (GO): transcription regulator complex; nucleus
Molecular function (GO): RNA polymerase II cis-regulatory region sequence-specific DNA binding; DNA-binding transcription factor activity, RNA polymerase II-specific
Source: RefSeq, a predicted model, not a curated record